Messenger RNA from Dunckerocampus dactyliophorus (ringed pipefish), 3865 nucleotides. RefSeq names its product actin filament associated protein 1-like 1a (gene afap1l1a). The transcript is spliced from 19 exons. The coding region runs from base 617 to 2908 and encodes 763 amino acids. Lineage: Eukaryota; Metazoa; Chordata; Actinopteri; Syngnathiformes; Syngnathidae. Gene Ontology annotation, molecular function: SH3 domain binding. Gene Ontology annotation, cellular component: cytosol. The record is from RefSeq and is a predicted model, not a curated record.
UAUCAUUACCACACAAGCUUCUGUGCAAAUGGCAUCUGUAUUAUUUUUAUUAUGCUUUAUUCACCGGAGUGUUGUGUUGUCACUAUGACAACCAACCACACUGAGGAGUACAAUGGAAUUUAAGGGAUCUUUUAAAAUGAGGGUUGGUGUAAAUCUGUCUCUAUUUUCAGGGAGUGGACCAUUUCAAAUCAACAUAUGAUGUGACCGUUUUGUUAUCUGACUUUUCAAACAUGAUCCAGCUCUUGGCUUUUGUGUCUACAUGCCUUCAAAUUUCCCACCUCAAAGAUAAAGAUCAAGUCUCUACAAAUGAAUAGCUUGGCUGCCGCCUGUACAUGUGCUCUCUAAUCUAUUAUUCUUGUCACAGUCUCAUACUUCUGUUAUCAUACUGUCGAAACUUUAAAUUUUCCUUCUCAUUGUUUGAUUCAAAUCUGACUCUGUGAGUGAGAGCCAGGCGUGUUCUGAGCUGCUGCAUAAAGAUGUAACCGGGUCAUUUUUGUUUUAGGGUUAGACUGUCUUUACUUCCUGUUUUCUCUAUGUUAAUGAGGACCCAUGUGUCCUGUCCCUCUAUGCUUGUAUUGUUAUUUUCGAGUCUAGCGCCUAUCAAAGGAGGAGAGUGAUGUUCACUGUCUGUGAGAAUCAAGGGUCAAAAAAGGAAAAUACACGGCAAAAGCAAACCAUGGAGGUGUUGGUGAGUGAGCUGAAUGCACUCCUAAAGUUGCUGGACCAGGAGACUCUCAGCUCCUCAACCCAGGAGAAGAAGACUUCCGUAUGGAACCUCUUACAGAAGAUCCAACCAUCAGUUUCAGGAACAGAUUACAUCUACAUGAACUCAGCAGUAUACAGGAAUGGGACCAGCUUUGUCGAGUCCCUCUUUGAAAAAUUUGACUGUGAGCUUGGAGACCUAAAGGAUGUUACGGAUGACUUGAAACGAGACAAAGACACGCAAACUGAGACUUUAAAACAGAACUGUGGAAACUCCUCAGCUGUGCAUUCAGUAGAUUCUCCUCCCCCUCUGCCCACAACACCUCCCCCAGAGGACUAUUAUGAGGAGGCAGUGCCACUCAGUCCGGGCAAGAUGCCCGAAUACAUCAUCACAAGAGUUCGGCCUAGCCCUCCUAAUUCCAUAGAGGAUGGAUAUGAAGAUGCCGACAGCAACUACCCAACUACCCGCAUCAACUCCCACCGCAAAAAUUCCUAUAACGAUUCAGACGCACUGAGCAGCUCCUAUGAAUCAUAUGAGGAAGACGAGGAAGAGAGGAGCCCCGGUGUGCGACUCACACAUCAGUGGCCCUCGGAUGAGAGCUCCAUGCCCCCUACUAGAGAUUGCCGCAUCUGUGCUUUCCUGUUACGCAAGAAACGCUUUGGCCAGUGGGCCAAACAGCUCACUGUCAUAAGAGAGAAUAGAUUACAGUGUUACAAGAGUUCGAAGGACACAUGCCCCUACGUGGACCUUCUGCUGCCCCAGUGCACUGUGGUUUAUGCUCCGAAAGACAGCAAGAGGAAGCACCAUGAACUCCGGUUCACCUUACCCAACGGAGAUGCGCUGGUUUUGGCUGUGCAGAGCAAGGAGCAAGCACACAGAUGGCUCCGGGUUGUUAGAGAGGUGAAGGGACAAUGCACAGGGGCGGAGGUAUCCGCAUCUCCAGUCAUUUCAAGAAAAACUGAGCUUGACAAGGUGAGUCAAAAGAGAUUGUCUGCUGAGAGGAACACUUCAGAUUCAGACAGUGUUGGCGUAUCAACAGUGGAGAACUGCAGAGAAAACGGUAAGGUAAAGCGUGGGGCUUUUGCUGCAGGCCGAAAGAUCACGCGCAUCAUCAGUUUCUCAAAGAAGAAGGCUUCCCGAACAGCCUACAACGACCCUCGACAAGGUUAUCUGUCAGUACUUGUCAACCAAGAGUGGCAAGAGCACUGGUGCUGUGUGUGCAGAGGCUUCCUGCACUUCUACCAUGACAGAGGCGACCAUCAGACCUCCUUGCCCUCUCUCCCACUGCAUGGCUGCGAGGUGGUGCCAGGGCUGGGACCUAAGCAUCCUAUUGCCUUCCGAAUCUUACGGGCCAGCACCACAGUGGCUGCUCUGGAGGCAGCAAACUCUGAGGAGCUUGGGAGAUGGCUUGGGGUUCUCUUGGCGGAAACCGGUUCCACAACAGACCCAGAGUCACUGCAUUAUGAUUACGUAGACGUGGAGACCAUCGCUAAUAUACGCAAUGCUGCACGGCAUUCCUUCCUGUGGGCCACAUCCUCCGACGGUAACACAGACUCCAGAACAUAUGAUGAGGUCCCUAAUGAGGACGUACAGUCUAUGGCGAGCUGCCGGCAACAGUGUGGGAAUCAAGGGAAGCGACGCUCCAGUUUCUCCAGCAGUGAUUCUGACAAGACCAAGCCGUUAAACUCCCUCAAAAGAACAGGGUCAAAUUCAAACCAAUAUGGAAGGUACGGGAAAACACGAGCAGAGGAGGACGCUAAGCGCUACCUGAAAGAAAAGGAGGGGUUGGAAAAAGAGAGGGAUGGCAUCCGGAAUACGCUCUCAAUACUCCGACAGGAGAAGCGAGAACUCAAGGAACAGCUGCAAACAGCUACUGAGAAGAGAGCUCUUCUCCUGGACAAGCGUGUGUCCCAGCUCGAGGAAGCUUGCCGAGCCAAAGAGGCAGAGAGAGUGGACUUGGAGCUCCGGCUAUCACAAGUCAAAGAAAACCUGAAGAAGAGCCUGGCAGGUGGAGCACUGGGUACGCCGGUGGAGGCAGUCCCACCUGUUAAGGGGUCCAGAAAGAAGACGCUUAACAUCUACAGUGAGGCCUUACCUGUAAACUGCGCCUCAGAGAUGCGCAAGAGACCUCCAUCUGUGUACGCUUCAUCUUCAGGAACUGUCAUGCAGAAGGCAAAGGAAUGGGAAUCAAAGAAAAGAACCUGAAGGCAGCAGCAUUGGAAGGACUUGAUAAAAGGAUACAACAGUUCAUCCUGCUGAGGAUCAUUUCCCACCAAAUAUUCAGAAGCACAGACGGCAAACAAGUUUAUGUUGUAAUGAAAGAAAUCAGCCACUAGGUGGAGGUACAUCUUCAAGAAAAAAAAUGUUUUGCAGUGUGACUUAAAUUUUCACAAAUCCAAGGACCUGAUUAAGUAAUUUGCAGUAUGAAAUACUGCAGAAUUCAAUAUAUUAAGCAGAAUUCAGAUAUUUGGGGGCUCGGAACAAUAAAGUUAAGCAGUGAGAACGCACGUCAAUGUAAUAGGUUCACAUCUCUGUUGCAUGCGUGUGAUGGGUUUGUGUGCGAUGAGUUGGGGAAAAUAAGAGGAUGGGAGGUACAGUAGGGGAAGCCUUGAUGUGCCAUUCGAUUACUGUAUGUUAUUUGUAUUUUUUAUGACUUCUGUUUUCUGUUCAUAAUGUACGUCAUUCAUUAUAAUACAUACCCAUCCAGCUGCAUGGGCCGUGCUUGGUUCUAAACACAUCAUGCCUCCAUUUGACUUAUUUAGGCCACAGAUGCUCACUGCCAUUCGCAUUUUUUUGCAAAAAAAAUGUCACCUAAUAUCUUUUUUAGUGGAGAAAUCGCCACUUUUCUACUUACUUGUAAAACCUGUGGUUGACUUUUGCACUUUAGGAUUCUCUGACCUGGGUAGCUAUAGACCCUUAUAUAUUAAAAGAAUGGAUAUAUGCUAUUUAACGGCAUUAAACAUAAUUUACAUUUCCACAUGAAACCCCUGUUUAAAAAUACAUGUAAUUAAAUAUAUUUGUUGCCAUAUUUUAGCCAGUGUUGUUCUUUACACGGAUAUUAAUGAAGGAGAAUGACUGAAGGUUGCUACUGUUGUUACUGAACUACUGUAAUAGCCUCAAUUAUCAAAAACAACACAACGCACCAUCCUGCCCGGUAUCAUU